Meloidogyne enterolobii is the source of this 790-nucleotide messenger RNA. NCBI's taxonomy places the organism in Eukaryota, Metazoa, Nematoda, Chromadorea, Rhabditida, Meloidogynidae. The record is from the annotation of a GenBank genome assembly.
UUUGUGGAUGGAAGAAGAGAGCACUUCUGAUGACCCUCUAACUCUAAUUAAGCCAACAACUUCAUUCAAUUCCUUCCCCCAAAAAUUGUCUUCUUCCCCCUUAUCAGAAAAUACACCAGACUUUAAUAAUUUGAUUGACGAAUUUGUUGAUUUAAGCGAGUGGGGUGCUUUGAGUGAUGGAGAUUUGUGCAUGAGCAGGCAACUGGCUGCUACAAUAGGGAUACCCGAAGGAGGAGAUGUGAGGGAGGAGGAGGAAGCUAAUUUAGGAAGAAAAGAAGAGGAGAUGAAUACUGAGGAGAAAAAAGGAGAAAAUGAAGGAAUGGAGGAAAUUGAGGAGGAAGAUGAGUUUGAGGAGGAGGAGGUUGAAUUUAGUGAGAUUAAUCAGGUUGUCGAGCCUAAUGGAAAUUUAAACAAUUCUGUGGGUGAAUGGCACCAGUUUACUGAACAAAACAUUAAAUACGAGAACAACAAUAAUAUUAAUGGGAAUUAUUUAAAUAAUGGAAACAACAAUGUUGUUAGAGAUAGAGAGACGGAAAGUGAGUUCGUUUACCAUUAUAACAACCCACAAAACGAAGCAUCAUCUUCGCCUGGUUCAUUUCUUCAUGCUUCAGACCAUUCCCCGUUAGCUCCUCCACCUCCUCCCAUUGUUAUUUCACCCCAAGAAGUUGACAAUUUAACUAUAACGUUGGAAAAGAAUCAGCAAUGUGCAUGUUCUGAAUGUGGGAAGCUGUUCAACUCUGUUUGGUACUUAAAACAGGUAUAUAAUAAAUAUUUUAUAAAUUACUUCUAA